AUGGCACCAAUCUUUAACAAAGCUAAAACCAGAAAAGGAAAGAAGUUUCUGGAGAACAGAGCUCCCAAAGUCACGGAGAACGAUAAGAACGCGUUGUUGGUCAAGGGAGGAAAGACAAACGAAACAUUGCAAAACUUCCUUAACGAUGUUUAUGCUUUGAAAAAGCCAUUGGUGGAGAAGCUCAAAUAGUAAGUUGAUUAAUAUUCUUUAUGUUUGAUUUUUAGUAGAAACCCAAUUCAUUUGUUUGACGAUGAAACCUUUAUCUGCAAAAUGACGUCCAAGUACGACUCAUCUUUGUUCUGUAUGGUUUCAAACAGCAAAAAACGGCCAAACACCGUGUGUUUAGGCCGUAUGUUCGACUACUUGUUGUUGGAUAUGGUGGAUUUAAAGUUGACCAACUACAUUCCUCAAUCAAAGUUCAAGGUAACGCAUAUAUUCAUAAUGAAAACAAGUUUUAAAUAUUAAUUUUUUUGAUGGUUGACUAUGUUUCGUUUCAGAAUGGAGGUGUGACGGUCGGCACAAAGCCUUGUAUUGUGUUGAACGGAUCUCUGUUUGAAGUGGAUGAUGGCUUCAAACGCGUAGGUAACAUGUUUGUAGACUUCUUCAGAGGAGCUGUCGUCGACACAGUAAGAUUACAAGGUCUAGAACUAGUGAUCUCUUUUACCGCAACUGCCAGUGGAAAGAUAUUGAUGAGGACGUAUCGAUCAGUACUCAAGAAGAGCACCGGUUCUUCCCCCAGAGUAGAACUGGUCGAGCAUGGUCCUCACGCUGACUUUGAAAUGGUCAGAACCAAGUUUGCUAGUGAACACCUCAUGAAGAAGACCACGAAGAAACCAAAAGUCGUUGUUGUAAGUGUUUUUUACUAAUUAAUGGCCCUUAUUUAUCCGUAACAUAUCUUAGCAGAUAUAGAAAACGUAUAGUAUUUACAUUUUAUCAUUAACAAUAAAUAAUUUAGAACAAGAUGCGAAAGAACACAAGUUUGGAUCCAUUCGAGACCAAGUUGGCCAGAAUCCACGUUGGAAAACAAGAUCUGGACACGAUCCAGACCAGGAAGGUCAAAGCUCUCAAGAAGAAAAAGGCGGCCUGA
Molecule: messenger RNA, 1087 nt
Organism: Bursaphelenchus okinawaensis
Lineage: Eukaryota; Metazoa; Nematoda; Chromadorea; Rhabditida; Aphelenchoididae
Source: the annotation of a GenBank genome assembly